This is a messenger RNA of Nilaparvata lugens (brown planthopper), 1857 nucleotides long. RefSeq names its product leucine-rich melanocyte differentiation-associated protein. Lineage: Eukaryota; Metazoa; Arthropoda; Insecta; Hemiptera; Delphacidae. Bases 504 to 1355 code for a protein of 283 amino acids. The record is from RefSeq and is a predicted model, not a curated record. Gene Ontology annotation, molecular function: protein binding. Gene Ontology annotation, biological process: melanocyte differentiation. The transcript has 7 exons.
UAUGCAAGCAGUUCAUAACUUCGAAUACAAUUUGAUGUUUAGUUUUUCAACGUCCAACUUACUGGUAUCACUAUUCAAUUAUAUGUGAUGGUUUAGUGUUCACUAAAAUUAUAGUUCGGGAAGUUUACAGGUUUUUGAAAUAGUGAAUGUUCAAAUUGAAUUAAUCGGAUUUUCAGAUCGGAGCAGAUAUUCUGAAUAACAAUGUUACUUCUUGCAAAAUCAAUGAAAGAUACUUUUUCCUUCCUGAUGUGUUGUGCUGAUAGAUUGUGUCAAAAAGCUUUCUUGCAAAUACAUUUCUUAUUCGUCUUACUCAAUAAUUAAUCUAGAACUAAAUUCGUCAAUUUAAAAAGUGCUAUUGAAUAUUACGUAUUGACAAGAAUUGUUGUUGAACUAUCUAUCAGUUUCUAGGAGGAAUAUGAACUCGGUCAAUGGAGAAUACAAUAUUAAUCUUUUUUUGAGUAUCUACUUAUGAAAAAAAUAAUAAAUUGUGGAAUAGUGCAGUAAUGAUUCAAUUUUCAUAUAAAUAUAUUCUGUCAAUUGAGCUUAGUUCCAAAACUUCGGUAUUUGGUAAACAAAUUAGAUCCCCUAAGCACAGCUUAGCAUUUGCCGCCAGUAAAAAAGAUACUAUUCUAUCUCAUACCUGCUUCACAGUCAAAUGUAAUAGUGCAAAACAGCAGACUUGGUCAAAGCUGAGCUAUAUAGGACAAGACGUUAGAAGAAUUCCGCCGGUGCUUGCAAAGCUGUAUGGCGACAGAGUGCAGACGUUGGAUUUGAGCUACAACAGUCUCACCUCAUUACAAGAAAUUGGAAACUUCCCUCACCUAACCGAGCUCAUACUGGACAACAAUCAAUUGAGUGACUCCAUCAACCUGCCGCAGAGCAGCCUCCUCCAUACGUUGUCGCUCAACAAAAACAAUAUAACUGAUUUAGAUCUGUUGAUGAGAAAAAUUGAAAGUAAUCUGCCUAAUCUUCGAUAUCUCAGUCUUCUGGGAAAUAUCGCUUGUCCGAACCAACUAUCAUGCGCAGAGAAAGACGAGGAGGAUUAUCAACGCUAUCGUUAUUACGUUCUUCAUUGCUUGCCAAAUCUGCAGUUUCUUGAUUCGAAAGCAGUAACUGACGAGGAAAGAGAAGAAGCUGCCAGACGAGGCAAAUUCAUGAAGAUUGUUCGUCCCAAUCCAAAUGUGAGGAAAAAUAGUAAAUUGGAGGAAAGCGAGGAAGACAAUACAAAUUAUACUCCAUUACCAACACAUUCCAGAGAUUCCAACGAUCAUAGAGGAAUGUUUGGAAAAUGCAGAUCCAGGUAUGCUGGCAAGUAUUCUGAAGGUAAUCGGUUCAUAGUGAACAAUGAUCUGUGAAAUACGUGAAACUCGGCUUGGUGUAAUCCUGCUAUGUGGCAAUCUCAGAUAAUGUUACUACAAAUACAUAACAUCAAAGCUGGGUAACUGGUGCAUACAAUUCAAAUCAUGCAUAGUACAAUACAUGGCGAAUUGAUUUCGUUAAUAUUAAUAAUUACUAACAAGUUGUGUGUGAGUAGAAUUCUAGUUACUCUAGUAUGUACGUUUAGUAUUUAUACAUGAUGAAUGCCAGAGCUCUAUUUUUUAAUGACAUAUUUUAUAUUUUCAAUUUUAUUUUAUACACUUUACUAGCAGCGUUAUAAUUGAUUGUAAAUUUAAAUGAAACUUUGAGAUUAUUUCUAAAUAGUCAUUUUUUUAUUAUUCGUUGUUAGUAUCCUACCAUCCUUCACCUGGACGGUUGACGUAUAAGAAUUUUUACUUUUAAGUAAAUGAGUGCAUACCAUUCCCAACAGUUCAUAUUAUUGUGUCACGUUUGUAUCAAAAUAAAUAUCAUUUCACAAGA